Messenger RNA from Paramecium sonneborni, 1556 nucleotides. The record is from the annotation of a GenBank genome assembly. Lineage: Eukaryota; Ciliophora; Oligohymenophorea; Peniculida; Parameciidae.
AUUUUGAUUUACGGAUGAACAAUUUAAUUUUGAAAUAGGUGAGAUAAUAUCAAUUGAAAUCAAUUAUAGGUUAAGGAUCUUUUGCAACAGUAUAUUUAGGAUUUAAUGAAGAGAAUUAGAAAUUUGCUAUAAAAGAAAUAAAACUUGAUUUUAUUGAUGCAUCAGAAGAAUCUCAAAAAUUAUUGAGAUAUUUUGAUUAAGAAAUAGAGAUAUAUUAGAAGACAAAGCAUAAUAACUUAGUUUGUUUAAAAGAGGAAUUCACAAAAGGAGAUUAUCGUUAUUGUAUAUUUGAGUAUUGUAGUAAAGGAGAUUUAAAUAACUUUACUAAGAGAAAUAUGCUUAAUGAAGAAGAAGUUAAGAUAAUAUUUACCCAAAUUUUAGCAGGAAUGAAAUACCUUUAUGAAAAUGGGAUAGUACAUAGAGAUUUGAAAUUAGAUAAUAUAUUGAUAGAUGAUGAAAAUAUUAUAAAAAUAGCAGAUUUUGGAUUUGCUAAAUAUUAUCAAUAGAAUGAUGUAUUUAAUUCUUAUUGUGGAACUCCAGCAACAAUGGCUCCAGAAAUAUUAAAGUAUUUUAACUCUAAAAUUUAAUAGUUAACAAUAAUAUGAUUUUAAAUGUGAUAUAUGGUCAUUAGGAGUUAUUUUAUAUUAUAUGAUUUUUAAGAAGUAUCAUUGGAGAGGAAAUAUUAAGAGUAUAAUUGAUUUGCAGAGAUAAUAUUAAAAUUUUACAGUAGAAUAUUUCUAUAUAUAUUUUUAGGUUAAAUUCGAUAGUUCUAUUAAAUUUUCAAAAUAAGGAGAAGACAUUAUAAGUAGAAUGUUGACUUCUGAUAGAAAUAAAAGAAUUACUUACGAAGAAUUGUUUUCUCAUCCUUGGUUGGAAGGAAAACUUGAUUAAAAAUAAAAUUUAUUAGAAUCAUAAUACAUAAUUCAAAAAAAAUUAACAACAAUAACACCAGGAUAAAGAAUUGGCAAUAUUAUUAAAUAAUAAAGAAAAGUGAAAGGAGAAUUUUGUAACAUUCUUGAUUAAUGUAUAAAGGAUAGUAAAUCUGAGAAUAUAAAAUAAAAAUUUGUUAAUUUUAAGAAAUUAAUCAACUAAUAAAAAUUUCAUGUAAAAAAAUAAAAUAUGAUUUUAAGAUUAAAAUAAUUUCAAAUGUUUUGAGUGAUUAAUAAGACUUUAAGCUUUUUGAUUAUAGAUAUGAGUUAUAUGACUUUUUGUUUGAUCUUUAUAAUUAAUGUGAAUAAGAAAAUCGUGAAACAGCUUUUAAAGAACAAGAAUUAAUUAAUUUUAUAGAGAGAAAUCCUUUGUCUAAUGGAAUUACUUUUACUUUUGAAAAUUUAAGUUCGAUAGAAUAGAUUGAGAAUAUAAAAAGUUCAAUAAUAGAAGAAGAUUUAAAUAAUUUAGAAGAUGAUACAAUAUGGAAAUUUGAUAGAAAAGAAACAAACGAAGCUAAAGUAGAUUUAGUUUAAUGGGGAUGUGAGGAUAGAGUAACUUUGAGCUAAGUAGAGCAGAUGUAUAACUUUCAUGUUAAUAAAUUUAAUAAUAUAUUAAUUAAAAAUUGA